UGCAAGCUGUAUCCAAUCUCUAAUACAAUACACUUUAUUUCUAAAAUGUACCUGAGCAAAUGUUUCUAUUGAAUAGAAAAGAAAAAAAACAUACUUCCGCAUACCUGUUUUUGAGUCAUGUACAGGUUUACUUCGAUGUUGGGGUGUUGUGGGGCGAGGUAAUUUUUGCCUAAAGAUUAAGGUCAGCUAUAUAGCUAUUCGUACAUUAACUAGCUAUUGAGUUUGAAACAACAGUAUACCGUCAGUAUGAAGUGGGUGUUGGUAAACGUGUAUUUGAGUCUAGCGGUGUUUCGUCACUGUGAUCGCUGUAAUGCAGAUCCUGUCUCCAAAGACGUGAAAACAUCCACAGCAUGUUACGGAUCGGAUCCAAAGUGUAAUUCGCACAAUUUGACUUGUCAUGGUAACUCCGUGUACAUCACAAUCUGGAAUGCUUCUUACGGUAUAAAGAAUAAACAAAUCUGUAAUAGUGGAGUGGCUGAUUGUAACACUUAUGCCAGGAUGUGUUGUUCUUUAAACAAAUCAGAUUUAUUUGUUUUAUACAAUAUCAAUGAUAUGCAGACGUUGACUGGGAAUUGUUCCGACAAACGUCAGUGCAUUUUCAAAGCUCCACGGACUAUACACACCAUCAAUGGAGGUGGACAGAAGUUAUCUAGCUAUUCAGUAGUCCGCUACUCGUGCUUAGCUGAAAUAACACGUGAUGCGCCUGUGGCAUCAGUACCCGUUGGAGCUAUCGUGGGUGGUGUGGUCGCUGCUGCUGUUGUUGUUGCCGUCGUAGUUGUAAUUGGAGUCAUCUGGUACAGACGCCAGCAGAGGGAGCACGCUAAACCUAGAGCAGACCAACAGAUCCCGGCCAUAGCAAACCAAAAUGCGGUAACCAACGAGUACGCACAUCUGAGUGGAACUGACAGAGUUGUACCCCUUUAUGAAACACUACACCAGUAGAUUAAUUUGCCAAGUACUACACAGGCACGGCGGAAACAAGUAGACACGAGGGGGGGGGGGGGGG
Molecule: messenger RNA, 1006 nt
Organism: Gigantopelta aegis
Lineage: Eukaryota; Metazoa; Mollusca; Gastropoda; Neomphalida; Peltospiridae
Exons: 4
Coding region: 247-942 (231 amino acids)
Source: RefSeq, a predicted model, not a curated record